AAUAAUCCAAACCCUUUCCCUCCUCUCUCCUCCACUAUUACUCCCCGCCCCGCCGCAAAUUCCCACUCUUUUCUCGUCUCCGGCCACCCGCGUGUCCCACAAUCGACUCGACCAACUUCCCCUCAACUCUUUCACGCCCUUUUCUCUUCUUCUGGCUCGACCUCGACCCUCCGGCAACCCGUCUCGCCUCUACGGUUACGCCCCCAUCGAUUGAUCCAACAAAUACGACAAACUCCAAGGAACGACUUUUACGGGCUUGGAUACUGGGUUAACACAUCACGACGAAGUGCCCCAGCGGAGAGGGACUCUUAAGACGGAAGACUACGGAACGUCAUCCAAGAAUCCCAGACUUUCAUCGCCAGAUCCCAGUGGAAACGAGGCCUUCGAAGCCUCAACGGUACAUCAUGUCCGAGUUCAACGGCCGUCGGGCCCCCAACUUCUCGCAAUACCUGGAUGAUCUCAAUGCCAUUCCUUCACCAUACGAUCAGGCUAUCCAGCAGCAGCAGCAGGAGUCAUACAAUUUCGAUGCCGAACUGUCGCUCUUCACAAACACCGAGUUCUUCGAUUUCGACCAACUCGGCGAUCUCAACCUGCCUACCUUCGAUGCGAUGGAGGAAAACACGGUCAAGAAGGAAACCGCGCAGGGUAUCAACUCGGACAUGGACUUCUUGAAUCUCCUGGGAGGUGAGUUGACGCAUUUAUCUUUUGAGAUCGUCAGUUGGAACCCUCGGAAUCGAGCUGGGUGGUGGCGGCCAAUAGCUGCGGCAACAGCAGCACCAUUCUAUGGGAGCUGCGCCAUUACCCCAGUCAUGAUCCUUUGUCCUUGUGUUUUCCGUACCUUGAGCUUGGCCUCUGCCUGGCGAAUUUUGUCGUUUCCCAUCACUGUGCGAAUUCCCUGCCUCCCAGAGGCUUGUACUAGCGGGGGAUGUUAUACUAUACUAUCCCUGAGACACCAACUGCUCCUUCCGCUGCGCACCUCAUCUGCACGUUCUCUCAUUGGCUCGCUUCCUGCAUGGGACCCUUCUCGUCUGUGCGCGAUCGCAGAACGUGCAGCAACCUUGCCUCUGGCGCGGAUGACGCCAGUUGCUCUCGCGAUUGCGCCAUACCACGUGACCCGUGCAUCGUGGGAGGUUGCAUACACGCCUGCUUCGUGGCACUUGUCGAGGAUCUGGGCUCGGGUCGAUGCCAAUGAUGCCGUGCUUUAUACCCCUUCCACCCAGCUUGAGGCCCAACCCCCAUGUCGACCCCUUAUCGUCACUGCAGGCCUUCAAUAGACCCUUGACUAACAUUCUCUAGAAGGCUUCAACAAUGUGAACGACAUCUCAUCUACCAUGAACUCCAUCAACGCGCAACCUCUGCCCGUCCAAAACACCCAGUACCCUGCUGUCCCAUCCCUGCCGAAUGGCCCUGUCAAUGUCAACCCCGCUCCUAGCCAAGCGGCCUCUCAGUCCUCCCCGCAAUCGUCAGCGGCAUCGUCGCCGUCCGCGGCUCCCACCCCCGCCCCGGCCCCCACUGCAACCGUCCCUGCAU
Molecule: messenger RNA, 1530 nt
Organism: Aspergillus sclerotioniger CBS 115572
Lineage: Eukaryota; Fungi; Ascomycota; Eurotiomycetes; Eurotiales; Aspergillaceae
Exons: 1
Coding region: 405-1274 (289 amino acids)
Source: RefSeq, a predicted model, not a curated record